Molecule: messenger RNA, 603 nt
Organism: Amborella trichopoda
Lineage: Eukaryota; Viridiplantae; Streptophyta; Magnoliopsida; Amborellales; Amborellaceae
Biological process (GO): nucleoside triphosphate catabolic process
Molecular function (GO): nucleoside triphosphate diphosphatase activity
Source: RefSeq, a predicted model, not a curated record
CACACAUUUAUACCCAUUUCUAACAGGCCAUGAAGGAAGACAAAGAGGAGGCAGAUAUCAGCCUCCGAGAGCUUCAAAUGAGGCUUGCAGAGUUUGCAAGGGUUAGAGAUUGGGAUCAAUACCAUAGCCCUAGAAACCUCCUCCUUGCACUGGUUGGUGAGGUUGGGGAGCUAGCUGAGAUAUUUCAAUGGAGGGGAGAGGUGGCAAGGGGCUUGCCAAAUUGGGAGAUAUCAGAUAAAGAACACCUUGGAGAAGAAUUAUCAGAUGUUUUAUUGUAUCUCAUAAGACUUGCUGAUAUAUGUGAGGUUAAUCUUGCGGAUGCUGCCACUAAGAAGCUUGUUAAGAAUGCAAUCAAAUAUCCUGCCAAAGUCUUUGUUGAGGACAUCUAAUUUGCUGUGUUUUCUACUGAUUUCAUGACCACCAAGUUUUCGUCCUAAGGCAAAUGUUGUUAAGAAUGCAAUCAAAUAUCCUGCCAAAAUCUUUGUUGAGGACAUCUAAUUUGCUGUGUUUUCUACCGAUUUCAUGACCACCAAGUUUUUGCCCUAAGGCAAUGUAAGUCUGGAAUGUUGGAGCUCAAUUACAGUGGCCAAGGGAAUCUCUCUC